This is a messenger RNA of Alternaria burnsii, 2784 nucleotides long. Its product is annotated as ferric reductase transmembrane component. The transcript has 3 exons. The coding region runs from base 1 to 2784 and encodes 927 amino acids. Gene Ontology annotation, biological process: copper ion import; intracellular iron ion homeostasis; iron ion transport. The record is from RefSeq and is a predicted model, not a curated record. Gene Ontology annotation, molecular function: ferric-chelate reductase activity. Gene Ontology annotation, cellular component: plasma membrane. Lineage: Eukaryota; Fungi; Ascomycota; Dothideomycetes; Pleosporales; Pleosporaceae.
AUGCAGGCACUACGAUCAGCACCGAGAGCGGCGUCUCAAUUCCGGUCAACCGGUCUACCCAGACUCCUAAGGGGAUAUGCCACGCAGAGGUCAUUCGAGCAUCUGCUUGUGUCCGAGGCUAAGCCUGGCGUUGGCUUGAUCCAAAUCAAUCGCCCCAAGGCCCUCAAUGCCCUCUCCACCCCACUCAUCCUCGAGAUCAACCAAGCCCUCCGCGACUUCCAAUCCGAAAAGUCCAUCGGCGCCAUCGUCCUCACCGGCUCCGAAAAAGCCUUUGCAGCAGGUGCCGACAUCAAAGAAAUGAAGGACCUCACUUUCAGCGACGCAUACGGUAAAGACUUUAUAGAAUCCUGGUCCGACCUCGUCACCUUCCUCAAGAAGCCUCUGAUCACGGCUGUGAACGGAUAUGCGCUGGGUGGAGGCUGCGAACUCGCCAUGAUGGGCGACAUCAUGUACGCAGGCCCCAAAGCCGUCUUUGGACAACCCGAGAUCAAACUAGGCGUCAUACCCGGUGCGGGUGGCUCACAGCGUCUGACCAAGGCGAUUGGAAAGUCGAGGGCUAUGGAGGUCAUUCUUACCGGCGACAACAUUACUGCGCAGCAGGCUAGCGAGUGGGGGCUUGUUAGCAAGGUGUUUAAGACGCCCGAGGAGUGUGUGAACGGUGCUAUUGCGACGGCGGAGAAGAUUGCGGGGUAUAGCCAGAUUGCUGUCAAGGCGGCCAAGGAAGUCGUGAACAAGAGUCAGGAGCUGGGUAUUCGAGAGGGUGUCGAAACAUCACCCACCAUGGACACGACACCGCCAUGGCUACGCGACGCCCUCAGAUUCGCUCUGACAGCGACUGCGUCAACCGAAACCCCGUGGUUCGCUCACGACUAUGACGCCUUCAAAGCGGCUGGCGGCGGCGACCUUACCGAUCCUGAUGACCCGGGCAAAGACCCGCGGUUCCGCAAACUGGUCGAGGCCAUAUUGUUCAGUCGGAGGUUUCUGAAUACGUAUAAUCUGGUGUUGCUGGGUGUAUUGGGAGUGUUUACCGUGUGGCAUUGGGGGGAGAAGGUUGUAUUGCACAGGCGGAAGAGGCAACGGAUAGCGAAGCAAGCUGAUGGGGCCGCGCACGAAGAAGAUGAAGUUUGGAGUAGCUCGAGCAGUACGAUUGAAGGGAACGCGACACCCCCGGAUACCACCACCACCGCGAAGAAAUUAAAUUCCGCCCAUGCCGAUGAAUUAAGCCCUCUCCUUCCCGUCCCCGAGCGAUCGCGACCGCAACGAAGGAAACUUGGAGUAUGGACUCCAUACUACUUUGUCAAGUCUCUCCUCCAAUACCAACCCCCGCGCAUCCCCAUCGUCAACAAGACCCUCCCUACAAACGCCGUCUCUUUACUUGUCGUCGCUUGGAUAGCCCUCAACAUCUUCUACAACUUGUACCGCAUGCCACUCUCCUUCAUGUACCUCUUCGUCUUUGCCGACCGCUGCGGAAUCAUCUUCAUCGCGAACCUUCCGCUCCUCUACCUCCUCGCCGCCAAAAACCAGCCGAUAAAACGGUUGACGGGCUAUUCGUACGAGAGUCUGAAUAUCUUCCAUAGAAGAGUAGGGGAGCUGGUGUGUUUGGAAGCGUUUCUGCACUUUCUCGGCAUGGUGGCGGUAUGGUAUGGCAUGCUGCGCCAUUUGGGUUUCACGCUGGCGAAAUUCCUGUUCAACCGGGUUGUGCUGUUGGGUUUGGCAGCGCUGGUCGCGUAUGAGGUGAUUUACUUUACGAGUCUGGGCAGCUUCAGGAAGAGGUGGUACGAGGUGUUUUUGGGUCUGCACAUUGUGCUUCAAGUUGCUGGCCUGAUUUUCCUAUGGUUCCAUCAUCAUACUUCGCGGCCGUACGUGGGCGUGUCCCUUGCCAUUUGGAUUGUCGACCGCGUGGUUUAUCGCAUGUGGUUGAAAUCUAGCACGCAUGCUGCUACGCUCACGGUCCUUGAAGACGACGAAACACUCCUCUUAUCCGCAAACUGGCAAGUCGAUAUCAAGAAUAAGAUAGCCGGGGUCCUGGGCAACAGCAACAUGAAGCAAGGCUGGAAACCAAACGAACACAUCUUCAUCUCCGUACCGAGUCUCUCCCGCAAACACGCUAUCCAAUCUCACCCUUUUACCAUCUUUUCCGCCGCGCCAACACAAACUCCAACGUCAACGCAAGAGGACCAGGUAGGAAAACAUGCUUGGUUCUCCCUUCUAAUCCGCCCACAGGGCCCAUCAGGCUUCACACACACCCUCCUUCAGCACGCACGACAAUCCCAGCCCUCAACCCAACACCUGCGUAUCCGCCUCGAUGGACCCUACGGCUCGUCCCACGCCCUCGAUCUCCUGGAAUCCUCUUCAACAGCUAUACUGGUAGCAGGCGGGUCCGGCAUAGCAGUUGCAUACCCCCUCCUCUACGCCCUCUUACAGCCCUCUUCUUCUUCAUCACAUGACCCCGAGACGACGACUUCGUCAUCAAAGACUAUGAGAAAAGUAAAGUUGCUGUGGAUAACACAUUCGCCUGACCAUAGACUUUGGAUUCCGGAAGAUAAGCUGAAGGAAUUGGAGGAUUGGGGCGCUGAUGUGGUUAUUUCGCCGCCGACGAGUUUGGCGGGGAGGCCGGAUGUUGGUGGUAUUGUAAGGGAGUGGGUGGAAGAGGAGGGGGGUGCGAGGAGUGGGGUUGUGGUUAGUGGGCCGGAUGGGUUGGUGAGGGAUGUGAGGAAUACGUGUGCGGGGUUGGUUUGGAAGGGUAGGGAUGUUGAUGUUCAGGUGGAGAAGUUUGGGUGGUGA